This is a messenger RNA of Pecten maximus, 9722 nucleotides long. RefSeq names its product zonadhesin-like. The transcript is spliced from 46 exons. Bases 1 to 6201 code for a protein of 2066 amino acids. The record is from RefSeq and is a predicted model, not a curated record. Gene Ontology annotation, cellular component: extracellular matrix. NCBI's taxonomy places the organism in Eukaryota, Metazoa, Mollusca, Bivalvia, Pectinida, Pectinidae.
AUGGACAUCUUUCUGUUGGUGUCUCUAUUUUCCGCCUUGAUUGGAUACACCUCGGCGACAUCCACUAACACAGUGUGUAAAGAGGUGGCGUGUAGUAGCUGGUCAUACAAGCCCGCCACCUGCCGGAUAGACAAUGCACCAGGGGACAUAAUAUCAGCAGUGGUAGCGAGAAGGGAAUCAAGAUCGGCUUGUUUGUAUCGCAAGUCAUUUGGCUUUUAUCCCAGAGGACGGGUCGUUUGGGUUAAAGACGGUUGUAGGGCACGUUUCCAGGUGUGCUUCACACUACAGACUGGCGCCUGCGGAUACGGCUGUGGUAAAAACGCUGAAUGUGUGGCGGGGAAGUGUAUGUGUAGAAAAGGAUACGUUGGUAACCCAAAUAAAGUGUGUGAAGCGUCCUGUACGUGUACCGUUUCUGGUGAUCCUCAUUUCCGGACCUUCGAUAAACAGAUGAUUCACUUCCAGGGCAUAUGUAAAUACACACUUGUAAAGGUCAAGGACGCCAAUGAUCUAUGCCAUUUCAAUGUUGAGGUGAAGAAUGAACGUCGAGGGAAAAAUGCAAAAGUCUCGUUCGCAAGAUUAGUAGACGUAACAAUACAUGGCUUCAAAAUCAGACUGCACUUCAACAAAGUUGUUUACAUUGAUGGCAUAAAAAAAUACUUGCCAAUUUCCUUAGAAUCCGGAAACAUACGUAUCUACAACGCCGGUAAAUAUGUCCGCCUCACAUCUAAGUGUGGUCUCACUGUCGGCUGGGACGGUAGAUCACAAGUUUACAUUCAAAUCCCUAGGAGAUUUGGACCGAAGGUAGCUGGUCUGUGUGGGGACUGUAAUGGAAUCAAAGACGACUACAAGACAAGUUCGGGCGAGGACGUCUCCGCUGAGCCCAAUAAAUAUCAACUGAUAGGACAGAGUUACCAAGUCAAGGACGAUUCUGAUAAACCAUCAGAAAGUUGUAAGACAGAGGAAGUUGACCAUGACGUUUGCCCUGCCGAUAUGAAGACGAAGGUGGACGAAAAUCGGUACUGCGGCUAUCUGAACCAAAAGCUUGCUCACCUGAGCCCGUUCCAUGUUUGUUUAGCGUAUUACCCUGUAGUUGCACAGGAAAUGUACGAGUCUUGUAAGUAUGAUGUCUGCUCUUUCUACACUGACGAAACCCGGAUCAAAGAAGUCGUAUGCAACAUACUGGAAGGAAUGGCCACGGAAUGCGAGUCCCGCGGAAUUUCCAGCGUGUGGAGGAAACCUGAAUUAUGUGGCAUGACCUGUCCCCCCAACAUGGUAUACAGCUACUCGGUCAGUGGAUGUCCAGCGACCUGUGUUGACCAGAACCCAGAUUUGGCCACAUGUCAUGUUCCUCCGACAGAGGGAUGCAGAUGUAAGGAAGGUUUCGUCCUCAGCGGAGUCGACUGUGUCCCUACGUCUGAGUGUGGCUGCUCUUCUCCGCUUGGAUAUCUACCUUUGAAUAAGAAGAUAACAAGCGCUGACUGCCGAAAUAUAUCGGCGUGUGUCCAGUUAAACGGGAAACCGUUCCUUCAGCAAGCUCCCAACCCGCUAAAGUGUCACCAACACGCGACCUGUGGACUGUUACAUGGUCAGCCUCACUGCGUGUGUAACGAUGGUUACUUUGGGGACGGUGUGAAUGACUGCGAAAUUUUAGGUGUUUGUGGUGGAAAGACAUGCUGUGCCAACACUAUCUGUAUCAAUUACAACUGUAUAUGUAAGAACGGCUAUACAGGAGACGGGUACAAACUCUGUUCACGGCUAGGCGUUUGUGACAACAAAGUGUGCUGCCAAAAUGCGGAAUGUGUAAAUUAUCACUGUGUUUGUAAAGCUGGGUUUUAUGGCGACGGGUACGCCGACUGUAUCGAGCUUUGUCACGGUAGAAAGUGUGUAGACAACGCUUACUGUGAGAAUGGUAAAUGCGAAUGCACGGACGGUUACCAUGGCGACGGAUACAUAAAGUGUGAACCUGAAUUCUCUUGCGGCGGGAAAACAUGUGUCACCAACGCUGUGUGUAUCAACUUCCAGUGUCAUUGCCGACCGGGUUUCUAUGGCGACGGAUAUGUUGGAUGUAAACGUCUUUGUGAUGGGCGAGUCUGCGUGGACUACUCUUAUUGUUUCCGAGACAAGUGUAUUUGUCAAGACGGUUACCAUGGCAACGGCUACAUCCAAUGUGAACCAUUGAAACAGUGUGGAAACAAGACAUGUGUUCUUAACGCCAAAUGUAUCAACUUCAACUGUAUCUGUAAGGAGGGAUAUGUAGGGGAUGGAUACAGGGAGUGUGAAUCUUUGUGCGAUGGCAAACCAUGUGCCGAGUUUGCAAGAUGUCAGGGCGAUGUUUGUAAAUGUAUGGAUGGUUACCAUGGGAACGGCUACAUCAAAUGCGAGCCUGUGUACUUCUGUGGGUCGAGGAGGUGUGCUGUCAAUGCGGAGUGCCGUAACUAUCAAUGUGUCUGUAAAGCCGGUCACUAUGGUAACGGAUACAACAGGUGUUAUCCUCUCUGUAAUGGAAAGAAGUGUGCUGAUGACGCUGAAUGUGAAAAUGGUGUUUGUAAAUGUAGAGAAGGCUACCAUGGAAACCCACAUGUUAAAUGUGAACCAACGACUGAAUGUGGCGGAAAGAUAUGUACUCAAGACGCAGUCUGUGUCAAUUACCACUGCAACUGUAGGGAAGGUUUCACCGGUAACGGCUACGUCAAAUGUGUAGAGUUAUGUGACGGGAAAUUAUGUAAGCUGAAUGCCUACUGUAAAAAUGGCGUCUGUAGAUGUAAUGCGGGUUUACAUGGAGAUGGAGCAAUCAAGUGUGAACCCCUCGGUACUUGUGGUGGGAAGAGAUGUUGCCAAUAUGCUCAUUGUUACAACUACAAAUGCGUAUGUGACGACGGAUAUACUGGAAAUGGAUAUGAAAAAUGCCAUGUAUUUUGUGACGAUCGAAGAUGUGCUCAAUAUGCCUACUGUGAAAAUAACGAAUGUGUCUGUCAGAAUGGCUUCCAUGGCAACCCAUAUAUCAAGUGUGAACAUGAGAGUACGUGUGAUGGAAAACCGUGCGCACCCUACGCCGAAUGUAAAAACUACCAAUGCGUAUGUAAGGCGGGUUACCUUGGAGACGGAUAUAGACAAUGCAGAGCACUCUGUGGUACUAAGGAAUGCCCUGACAAUACCAUGUGUAUUGGCGGUAAAUGCACCUGUAUUAGCGGUUUCCAUGGCAACCCCGAUAUUCAAUGUGAACCCAUGGGUGUGUGUGGAGGUAAAGUGUGUGAUGAAUACGCCGAGUGUGUAAACUACCAAUGUCGAUGUAACCAUGGUUAUGUAGGCGAUGGUACAAAAAUUUGUGAAAAACUUUGUGGGAAAAGUAAGUGCGUGGUUAAUGCAAUUUGCCAAGAUGAGAAGUGUGUCUGUUUACCGGGUUACCAUGGUGAUGGCUACAUCAACUGUGAAGGUGAAGGAGAGUGCAAUGGAAUUCCAUGCUGUGAGAAUGCAGAAUGCAUAAACUACAAUUGUAUCUGUAAAACCUCCUACUAUGGGGACGGGUACCAUACUUGUUACCCGUACUGUUCAGGACGAAAGUGUGGGGAGCAUGCCAUAUGUUUAGAUAAUCGGUGUGUAUGUGUGACGGGAUUCCAGGGUGAUCCUUACAUCAAAUGCGAACCGUUCGGGAUCUGUGACGGAAUCCAUUGCGCUGAUUAUUCAGAGUGUCUCAACUACAAGUGUGUUUGCAAGAAGGGCUACAUCGGGAAUGGUUACCAGCGAUGUAAACCAUUGUGUGGAGGUAAAGAGUGUGUAUUGUACGCACAUUGUGAGACAGGCACGUGUAAAUGUAACAGCGGUUACCACGGAAACGGCUAUGUCAUGUGCGAAUCUAAUACACAAUGUGGUGGAAAGGAAUGCUGCCAGAACGCCGUUUGUACCAACUACCAAUGUCACUGCCAGUUAGGGUACUUCGGCGAUGGUUAUAACAGCUGUGCAGCUCUCUGUGGAGGGCGGAAGUGUGUGCAGUACGCGCGGUGUCUUGACGGUAGCUGUGUAUGUGAUCCAGGAUACCACGGCGAUGCUCUCAUCAAGUGUGAACCUAAAUAUUUCUGUGGAGGGAGACAAUGCGCAGACAAUACACGGUGUAUCAACUAUAAAUGCCAGUGUCUGGAAGGUUAUAUUGGCGAUGCCUACAAACAGUGUGAUGCCCUUUGUGAUGGAAGGAAAUGUGCCGAUUAUGCUUACUGUGAAAACAAGAAAUGCUUGUGCCAGCCGGCAUACCAUGGCGAUGGUUUCAUCAAGUGUGAACGACUAGGUGUUUGUGGAGGGAAACACUGUGCCCGGAACGCCGAGUGUACCAGUUAUCACUGUGUGUGUCCCCAGGGUUACGUAGGUAACGGAUACAUCUACUGUGAAAAGUUAUGCAACGGGAGGAAAUGCGCAAAAUAUGCAGAAUGUACAGAUUCAGGAUGCCAAUGUCAACCUGGUUACCAUGGUAACCCGUAUAUAAAUUGUGAAGAGAUAAGUCUAUGUGGUGGUAAAGCUUGCGCAGAAAACGCCCAGUGUUCAAACUACGUUUGCCAAUGUAAGCCAGGUUACCUAGGAGACGGCAUCGUGAAGUGUCAAGAAACAUGUAAUGGGAGUCUUUGUGUUGCUUUUGCGGAAUGUAAUAACGGUAAAUGUGUGUGUCAGGAAAAUUACCAUGGAUUCGGUUCCUGGAAAUGUGAACCUUACGGUAUUUGCAAUGGCCAGAAGUGUGCUACCCACGCCAAAUGUAUCAAUUUUCAAUGUAUAUGCGAGGCUGGACAUUUCGGGGAUGGUUACAAUUCUUGCAAACCUUUUUGUGGAGGAGGUGUAUGUACGGAACACGCCCAAUGUACCAAUGGAGUAUGUGUUUGUCACACCGGGUAUCACGGAAAUGGUUACUUAAAGUGCGAACCACUCGGUAUAUGCGGAGGCCAUGAGUGUGCUAAAUAUGCAGUCUGUGAGAAAUUCAAAUGUGUCUGCAGACCGGGCUAUUUCGGCGACGGAUAUACUUACUGUGACCUGGACGGGUACUGUCGAGGGCAGAAAUGUGCAGACAACGCGGAGUGUAUCAACAAUAUUUGUGUUUGUCGUGGAGGCUACUCAGGUGAUGGAGAAAAGGCCUGUUUACGGAAGUGCGUGUGUUCCGCUUCUGGCGAUCCUCACUACUGCCGUUACGAUGGCAAAAAACUGAACUUCCAAGGAAUAUGUAAAUACACACUGACAAAGCUAAUAAAGACCAUAGACGGGUGUUAUUUUAAUAUUGAAGUUAAAAAUGAACAUCGAGGCAAGAACACGCGUGUGGCAUGGACACGAUAUGUCGAUAUCAGGAUCAACGAAGUUAACAUAAGGUUGCUGAGGGAAAAGAACGUGUUGGUUAACAGUUACCUCCAGCAUCUACCCGUUUCGGGAAACGGCUAUCAGAUAUACAGAAGCGGUAUAUGGGUAGUUGUGACCUCGCAGUGCGGAUUGACGGUAUGGUGGAAUGGCAAGGCAUCCGUCGUUGUGGAGGUCAAGGUCAACUACGGACCUUAUCUUACCGGUAUAUGUGGUAACUGUAACGGCCUAGACGACGAUGACCGGAAGCGGGAUGGCGAAGACGUUACAGGAUAUCCCAAACGUAAACGGGGCGCUAUAAUUGGCCACAGUUAUAUGGUUGAGGAUGAUUCGGAGCCGGAAGGAGGGGUUAUAGAAGAAUGCAAGACAGAAGAGGUAGAAACACCCGAGUGUUCUGAGGAGAACAUGGAAGCGGCUAAGGCUGUACAUUUGUGUGGUUUGCUUGACUACAGCGUAAAGGACAGCCCAUUCCGUCAGUGUAUUAGGCAAAAUCCAAUACUGGCAGAUAUCAAGCUCAAGGCCUGUGUUUUCGACGUCUGUGCAAACCUGGGGGAUACUUCCGUCGACACACGGUCCAUAGGAUGCGGCUACUACGAGGAAUUCGACGCGGAGUGUUCGCUACGAGGCUUCCAUGCUAGAUGGAGAACAGCCGAUAUAUGUCCCUUGCCAUGUCCAGCUAACAUGCGAUACAGCCCGACCGUGAGUGGCUGUCCGCCGUCCUGUCUGAAUCCUAACCCUUCGUGUAAUCUGCCGACUACGGACGGAUGUGAAUGCCUGCCUGGCCUGCUCGAGAGUGGCGACAAGUGCGUGAAGAAAGAAAGUGUGGAUGCCAGUGUGGGGACCUACCCUACGUCCCGAUUGGUGAGCAAUAUGUGACAGAGGAUUGCGCGGAGAUAACAGAGUGUCGAUUGGUCUCUGGAAAGCCAGUGAUGAGGGGCGUAAAGAUUAAUGUAGAAUGUGGGACAAAUGCAUCGUGCGCCCUUAAAGAGGGUGUACCCACGUGCACGUGCAGGACCGGAUACACGAGAGACAGAAAUGGGACAUGUCUUUCCAUACAACAUUACUAAUACGUAUAGAACGAUUUCAUUAAAGAAUAAAGAAAUGUUUGGUACGCGAUUUUAUGUAAAUAAUUCCCAAUGAAAUCAUGCUGUCGACAUAUUUACAAUCUACAUCAAAAGAAACCUAAUUCCUUGAUGCAAGUUUGCCCGUUAUCUGCAGUUCGUAAAUGUUCUUCACAUAUGAUAGCAUUUUUGCUAAAGUUAAACCUGGUUAACAACAAACCAACAACCAAUUUUUAUCAAUUCAAAAAGGAUAAAACUUUAUUAAAUUAACGUUUAGCAAUAUUGCUUCGAAUCAAAACAUCAGAACAUACAUUUAAAGCUUGCACAUUGAAACAUUAAAGCCAUUUCAUGGAACACAUAUUUAGAAAAUAUGACUAAUUAUAUCAAAAGUUGUGACUUGAAUUAUAUACAGUUGGAAAUUAAUGAAUCGAGCAAAAAAUGAAAUAUAUUUUACAAGUUUUAAUAUUGCAAAUGGCAACGUAAAUCAAAAUGAGACAAAUGAUACAUAGUAUGCUAGGAAACUAAAUAGUAUUAGUUAUAUAUUACAAAUUAAAGCAUACGGUAACAUGUACACAAAAUAUCAAAUGGUCAAGUAAAUAUAUACUUCUAAGUUUGUCCUACAAAAUAGCAUUACAUUUGGCACUUUUCGUUUUAAACAUUUUAACUCUUUGUGGUUCUACAACAUAUCACGAUCAUCGUUAAAUAUGCGAGAAAUACAGCGAUCAUCUUGACAUAUCGAGAAUAUGGAUCACAUAAAAAAAUCUCGAGGAUAUAUAUAUAUAUCAUAUUAGUAGAUUCUACAGAUUUGGAGAUAGCUUGUUACUGUAUCAAGUUAUUAACCCACAUUUGUUUUGUAUUUAUCUUGCAAUAUGCCAAUUGGGCCAGCACAUAAUCUCCAACUCAACUGUGGAAAAAAGCUUUUCUUAUUAGUUACUCUUCAAUCUGAUCUUUUAUGAAAUUUCCGUACUUGUUACAUUGUGACUUGGUAGUGUCAAUGUAAUUAACGAAAGUUCAAACGUUUCUGAACCAUCUAUGUGCUUCCAUUUCUAUGUCAAAACCAUUUUUCGAUAGCGUGAAACGAGAAAAACAUAUCUGACCUGAUCUAAAGCAGAAUGCUAUCAAAAACUUUUAAAAUCUGAUGCUAAUAUUUUACAACGCUUAUGAAAUAGAAAAAUAAACAUAAUAUAUGUUGAUGCCUUCAAUUUCUUCAGCAACAAGCUAAUUGAACAUGUACGCAAUAAGUUGCUAGAGAUUUGUACAACUUUUAAAUGAAGAAGCAUAGUGAAAUGAUUUAUGAAAUGGAAUGGACAAGAAAUCAAACAAGGAUACCUAGAAAUCAGAUUUCAAUUAAUACUUUAAAAUCAAUUUCAAAACUAGAGAAAAUGUUUAUAAGAUAUAGCAUGAAACAUUUUCUUUUAUUAAACUUUCUGUUUCAUAAUACAGCUUUCAUUUCUUGCAAAUCUUAUAAGAUUUCCUAAUUGAAACUAGUUCUGAAAAACAACAUAUUCUAAGAAAUAUAUUUUAAUUUUCAGCAAUAAUAAGAAUGACAGACUUAACAAAAUGGCCACCCCUAAGGGAACAUUUUAGUGGCAUCAAAACCAUGAAUAAUAUAGCAUACACUUUUAUGUUAUAAACAUUUUGAACACAUUUUGAAAGAUACUUUUAUUAAUAUCCUCAUCCUCAAGAAUAAUUUGAGGUUUUAGCUGUAGAAAAUUACAAAUGCAGAUAAAAUUGUGAGUAUUUAACAUUUUCAAUGCAAUAAGGCACUAUCAGCUUGAUAUAAAACAAAGCCCAGUGGGCCUGUGUUCACCAUGCUACUGAGGGCUAACAAACUCCUGUGUAGGUAUAGAGUAUUGUUUUUACACUUUUAUAACAACAGCACCGGGGACGAAUGGAGAACUAGUGAACCAUUCUGAAUCAAUACUCCAGAAAGCACUUAAGAAUUGUGGUCAGUCAUAUUCAUUGGAUUUACUUACAAAAAAAGUCAAGUAAAAUUCACAAGUUCAGCUUCAAAACAUAUUGUAAAUAAUAUCAAUAAAUCUUUGGUAUGAAUUAUACAAUCAUUUCAUGACAAACUCAGGAUAGGGUAGAGUUGAUCCCCUUUAAUAUGAGUUCUCUAACAUCUCUAAAUGUUACAAAGUUAAUUUCAACGAGUUUGACUAGAAGCAUUUAAUGAAAAUGCAUGCACACAAAUAUUCUGAAAUUAGUUAAAUCUAAACAUUCACCAUCGCAAAUGAAAACAAAUUAUCCUUUGUAAAUAUGAAAACGGUACGUUUCGACAUAAAACAUUUCAUUGUGAAUUCUGGCAUAUUUUAUCACAUUUUCCUCAUGACAAUGAAAUGCAUGAAUAUUACUUUCUAUAACUAAUUAUAAUCACAGUAUGUCUAUUUUUUAUAAAGAUUCAUUCCUAAAUGGGAUAAUGAUGAGGGCAAUAUUUUGUUAUUAAUAUCCACACACUACAGUAUUUAGAAUACUACCAUGAUAAAACUUUGGACAUCAUUGCUAACAUUGGGUUUCCCAAUGACGUUUACAAUAUACUAGAACGCACUACAGGCAUGAAACAAAACAUGAAAAAGUUUGACAAUUUAGCUAUGUCGAGUACAUGAUGGCGGAUGUGUGUAUCAUUGAACUAGGAUUUAACCUCUCAAACUUUGACAACCAACAUUUUGUAUCAGUUUGUCAAAAUUAAUAUAUAGAGACAGACAUAAUGCAAACAGGAGGCUUUUCACGCUAGAAGGAUUCAAUUAUCGAUUACAGCAUACUUUUAUGUGUAAAUUAAGGCAAAUAAUAUGAGACUUUAUUUUCACAUGAACAUCUCAUCCCUGGAGUCGGAAGCAAAAUAAUUUGAGAAUUGGGUAAAUAUAAAUAUGAGCAUUUCAAAAUAAACAAAGAAUAAUAUGUUCCAAAUACGUUUCCCUGUUCAACCUAGACCAAGUAAACCAUACAUAUAGAAUUUUCUUGAACACUUUAUUGUUAACAAUUCAUUAAACAUUUUGAAUAUACAUGUCACAAGUACGUAUCCAUAGCAAAUUCAUAUCAUAUUACAGUAUAAGUGAAUUACAAAAAUAUCUCGGAACAUAAAUAUAUCAAAGCACACAUACAUACAAAUAAAUGAGGUACAAAAUCUCUACAGCUUCUAAAAGUGUGCACCAAAAACUUACUGCAUCUAAAACAGAAAAAAACAUAAGUGUCCACUGUAUAAUUAAGCUUGAAAACAUUAGAAAAUUCUGACAAACAUGACUGAUACGAUUAUGGUUAUGGUAUAUGCUUUGUCAAUAUCGAGAUUGCAAAGUUGAUGUUCUUAAAAAUGUUUGCAUAGAAAAAAAAAUCUAAAAA